Messenger RNA from Aegilops tauschii subsp. strangulata, 4778 nucleotides. RefSeq lists its product as uncharacterized. NCBI's taxonomy places the organism in Eukaryota, Viridiplantae, Streptophyta, Magnoliopsida, Poales, Poaceae. Gene Ontology annotation, molecular function: protein binding. The record is from RefSeq and is a predicted model, not a curated record.
AUGAGCUGUGACGAGAUGAGCCGCCGCCGCCGCCGCCGCCCACGCUCGCCGCCGCCGCCGCCCGCGCCGGUGCCGCCGCUGGAGGACGACAACCUGCUCUCCGAGAUACUCCUCCGCCUCCCGCCAGAUCCGCCCUCCCUCCCUCGCGCCUCCCUCGUCUCCAAGCGCUGGCUCGGCCUCGUCUCCGACCCCGGCUUCUGUCGCCGCUUCCGCCUCCACCACCGCCACAACCCUCCUCUCAUUGGUUUCUUCGAGGGCUUCCGUUUCCAACCUACGAUGGAUCCCCCCAAUCGUGUCCCGGAUGGCCACUUCUCCGUGCGCAUCGACACCGGCGGCAUGUUCAGGAAUUUUGGAUCCCGCCAUGGCCUCCUACUCACCUUCCACGGAACAGGGAACCAGCUCCUGGUGUGGGACCCCUUCAACGUCGCCCAGCACCGCGUAGCCGUUCCCCCAGGGUUCGAUGAGAAGAAGCACUUUAUCAGUGGGGCGGUGUAUCGCGCCGCCGGAGACAUCCAACACUUCCAGGUGGUCUUGGUAAGCGCAGAGACAGACGAGCUUCAGCAUAGACAGGUCAUCGCCCGCGUUUACUCGUCGGAGACUGGCGCAUGGGGUGAUCGCAUCUCAACACCAUGUUCAUCCAAACUUCCCACCAAUAUGGGCUUUAGUCUGAGUGUGCUAGUUGGGCAUUCCCUUUACUGGUUGUUCGUGGACAUAUCGACUGGCAGAGUGGAUGGCAUAGUUGAGUUUGAUUUGGAGAUGCAGAUCCUAGCUGUGAAACCGAUGCCAGUCGAUAUUGCCAAGGAAAAACAGGGCAAAUUCCAGCUUAUGCGGGCAGAGGGCGGUGGCCUUGGUAUUCUCUUUCUGUUAAAAUUCAGCGCCCAGUUAUGGAAGAUGGAGACCGAUUCUGAUGGUGUUGCAUCAUGGGUGCUCGGAAGAACCGUUGAACUGGACAAGCUACUUCCCUUGAAUCUAGAAGAGGAAGAGAACUCAGAAGAGGAGGAGUGCUCAGAAGAGGAAGAUAACGAGUUCCCAUUCCCAGGUAUACAAGGGUUUGCUGAAUACAAUAAUGUGGUUUUCCUGUGGACACAUAUCCACAACUUCACAGUCCAGCUUGAGUCACUGCAGUUCAAGAAAGUGUCCAGAACACACAUGCUGGCUCGCUAUCAUCCAUUUGAAAGUGCCUAUGCUGCAGAUGCUUCUCAAGAUGAGAUACGUUACGUUUGGAAAUUGAGACAACUACAUGAAAGAAAAAACAGCAUGAACCAAGUGAGAUGUCGAAUAGGCGUGGGACGUCGUGCGGACGAGCUUGUCAGCACUGGCACCCGGGCUGCCAAAGCAACACCGGCGCCCGAGCAGCAAGGCCCGAGCGACCAACGGAGCAGCGGCGCCCGAGUUGAGGCGGCCGACGAGCCUGACGCAGCCGUCCCGACGCAGCCGAGGACGAGGCCGGCGAGGUAGACCGCCGGGCCGUCAUGCAGACGCGGCGGAGGCGGGUGAUGUGGAUCGAUGGGCGGGUCGGCGCGCGAGCGACGGCUAUGAUUGGUUGUCGCAUGGCGCGAGGCCGUCGGGUCGGGGAGAUGCAGGUGUCCCGGUCGAAGCAGGGCGACGGGCGGACCAAAGCGCGGACGGCGGCUGGCCCUGACGGGCCGCCCCGGCGCGCGUGGCCGUCGGGUCGGAGGAGAGGCCGGCUGGUCGCGCCGGGGUCGGAGUAGAGGCGCUCGGGGUCGACGGCGGCGGUGGGCGACGCAAACCGAUCAAGAAUAGAUCAGAAAACCAAAAAGAAACCGCGCGAUCAAGAUGACCGGCGGUAGAGAGAAAACCCUGGAGCAAGGCUCGGGGAAAAGACUCUCUAGGGCAGCCGGUCAACACGACCGGCGGACGAACCCUAGGUACGGGCGGCGCGGCACCCGCCGACGGUCAUGGAGGCCGACCGCCCCGGGGGCGACGCGCGGGUGAGGAAGCGGCGGCGGCUAGGGUUUAGGAUCGACUUGCGAUAGUAUAAUGUAUCCGAGCCAAGAGGUCUUGGGUUCAAGACCUCUUGGCUCGGAUACCAUGUUAGAAGGGAGAGAGGGAUUCGGUGGAAUAGUUCGUUGUAUUGCUUGAGCCUCGUGGGCAUAUAUAUAGGAGUACAAUGACCAACUUGGAGUACAAGACAAGGUAGGAACAAAUCCUAGUCUAUCCUAUACUUCCUAAUAUACAUUAUACUCAACAUUACUAAUCUUACAUCCACAAUAAUGACUUGGUUUGAUACUUGAAAAACAUUUGUUCUGCCAGUGGCAAGUUAGAAAAAUAAUAAUUUGAGUUUAUUUCAUCUUUGCUGGUUAAAUGUAUUCGAACAUAUGAAUAGCCAUGAUCCUUUUUAUUGCUAGAGUUUAUUAGUAUGGCUAUAUUUUAUUUUAUCCGAUAUGGCAUGGAGCGAGCUUAAGCAUAAUUUUAGGUAACCUGCCCCUUCAGGUCAGGUCAGCUAAUAGUCUGAGAGCGCAUAUUCUUCAUUUUUAUGACACUAGUGAGUAAAUUCUUUUUUGAGAAUAUUCUCUUUAUUUGAUAGUAGAUGGGUAUAUGUUUAUCUACUCAUCGUCAUGAUAUAUUAAACCCGAGUUAUUUUCCUCAAAUUAUAUAUGUGUGCUUAUCCAAAUAUCUCAUCGAUUUCCCCUCGUAUCUACUUAAUCUGAUACGAAUGGUACUAUUAGUGCAUAGCUGCAGUGCAGAUGUUUCUCAAGACGAGAUACAUAAUGGUUGGAAUGCCCCCUUGUAGGCACGGGCAUUGGUGGUGGACAUGAUGGGACUAAACUUUUGCACAAUACCUAAGAUGAUUGGUCAGAUGGAUAUGCUAGUGUGGUGUAUUAAUAGAGUAAGUAAGCUUAUCUUUAAAUAGUAGCACAAUGAAAUAUUUCCCUUUCUUUUGCUUCAUUGAUAAUUUCUGUUUACUUUUACGGGUUGCAACAUUGCAUUUGCUAUUUUUGUGGCUACGAAUCCAAGCGUGAUUUGUAAGUUGUCCCCUGUACACGAGUAAUUGAUGCCCAACAAUACUGAGCAUUUGGCUUUGAACUUCGUUUUUUUAAACUAGGGCCUAUAUAAAUUGCCAUCUCACAUUGCUGUUCACUGGGAUUGUUGUAAUGCCGAGUGCUUGGUUGCAAUUUUUUAAUAAUCUUACUUGAUAUAUCUGGUUGUUUUCAGUAACUCUAUAGUUUAUUUUUUUCUCAUCCUCACUAAUUACUCCCUCCGUUCCUUAAUAUAAGACCUUUUAACUACUCCCUCCGUUCCUAAAUAUAAGUCUUUGUAGAGAUUCCACUAUGAACUACAUACGGAUGUAUAUAGAUGCAUUUUAGAGUGUAGAUUCACUCAUUUUGCUCCGUAUGUGGUCCAUAGUGAAAUCUCUCCAAAGACUUAUAUUUAGGAACGGAGGGAGUAUUUCAAAAUAUUGACUACAUACAUACUAAAAUGAGUGAACAUACAUACUAAAAUGUGUCUAGAUACAUCCGAAUCAAUAAAAAGCUAAAAGGUCUUAUAUUAGGAAACGGAGGGAGUAUUUGAGAUUGAAAACAUGCAAAACAUUAAAGCUAAAUCUUGCAAAUACAAUUUUGAGAUAGUAUCGAACUUAUAACAUUCUCACUAUAGUUUUUCACCCUCAGUUUGUAACUAAAAUUUACAUAUCAGAUUUCUAAAUCCAAAGUGAGAACUGUUUACUAUACUACGUUAAGGUUUUAUGUUUACAUUUUUUCAUAAGAGAAUAAUAAAUCUGAACACAUAGUUUUUGUUUUUACCUUGGCUGCCUUGACUAUGGUCUUCCCUAAUACCUUUGUUAAACCUCUUCCAAGAUUCACCUCGCAUACAUCCCUUAUGCUCUAUCCAUUCAGACCAAAGUACCUAAAUCAAAGGUCUUCCACCUCGAGAACUUUUGGGUUGACCACCCAGGCUUCAGAGUUAUUCCAACAAGCUUGGAGUCUCCCUUCGAAACACUGAGACGGCAGAGGCACAUCUCUUAUAUUUUCUACUCCCUCCAUUCCAAAAUAAGUGUCGUGGUUUUAGUUCAAUUAGAGGAGCCUUUAAAAUCCGGAGCAGAAAUCCUUCCUGCCUCUCAUCGCUAUUGCAAAUGUGAACUUAGUCGUCAACCUUAUCAACGGACUUGAAGAACAAAGGCCUAUUCUUGACUUUAGGAAUUUGCCAACCCCUAUAUAUCACCUCUGAACUGAUACGGAAUCUGCUAUUUUUGACUCUUUAGUUAAAUAUACGUAUCACAAUGUAAUCUGCUGUACAUGGCAGUCAUCAUUGGAGUGGAAUAGUGAAUCAUGACUGAACAAGGAGCAGUUCCAUCCAAAUAAAUAUCAUCUUUUGAAUGAAGGCAAUAUAAAUUGCUAUAAGUGGAACACUUACACAGUCAAUUUUAGUCUUGAUCAAUGGGGUGCAGAAGGAAGACGAUGGGCAACGAUGGUGGCGAAGCUCCAGCAUGCAGCGGCACCUACCUAGCUCGUAUAUUCCGUAUAUGAGGAACAGUACAACCUUGUUUGACAAAUGACAUUGAUUAUUGCUCCGCAGGCGCAGAGAUGGCCUGUUGGGCGUAGGCUCUUCCGUUCUGUGUGCCCGAGAUGUAGAAAUGGCUUGUUCGGCUGAGAUCAUUUGGUGUGGUCCCUCUUCGUACUACUCGUAGCGCGCACCGGUGAACUGAUCUAUGCAGUGGGCUUGUAAAAAAUUAAUUGCGUAAGUUGCUGACUUGUAGAAUUAUUAUGUUGAAACUCUUAUCCUGUCCUGGCUAAUGAAUGUUGGAUGUUGAACUGUAA